Messenger RNA from Salvia hispanica, 863 nucleotides. The record is from RefSeq and is a predicted model, not a curated record. Lineage: Eukaryota; Viridiplantae; Streptophyta; Magnoliopsida; Lamiales; Lamiaceae.
CCCUAACAUAAUUUACAGCAUGAAGAGAGAGGGAGAGAGUUACACAAAAAGCAGCAGCCGUCGUCGUCGUCCUCCGCUGCGUAAAGACCGGUCUAUGAGCUCUCCGUCGAGGAUUUCCACCAAAGUAGAAGUAAGCAUGGCUGAUGAAGACGAGUUUAUUGGGCAAAUGCACCAAAAACUGGUAAUCAUGAGUCAUGACUGGUCCGAUAACAGAAUCCAACAAUUUUGGGGUGAAGCCGGCUGCGAUAAUGAUGAUCCAACGCGAACAAUUCGCCGGCCUCUCGAGAGACGAGGAGCCACAUGUGCACCUUGCUCAUUUUUCCAGGCUCUGUGGGACCAUCAAGCUCAGGCUCUUUCCCUUUUCUCUCAAAGACGAGGCCAGGAAUUGGUUCUACUCAUUGGAAACUGGAACCAUUUCCACUUGGGACGAAAUGGCGUGCGCCUUCCUCGACAAGUACUACCCUUUGGCUAAAGCCUCGAAGCUGUGGGCGGAUAUUUGGAGGUUCCGACAAAUGGAGGACGAGGGACUCUACGAGGCUUGGGAGAGAUUCAACGGGAUGCUGAGAAAGUGCCCUACUCACGGUCUUGAUGAAAGCGACAAAAUUACCGCAUUUUAUUAUGGAUGCAACUAUGAUACCAAACAGUGGCUGGAUUGUGCGGCGGGUGGAUCAGUGAUGAAGAAGACUUGUGGAGAAGCCACAAAAGUUAUUGAGAACAUGGCUGCUAGUUCGUAUCGAUGAUGGUGAACGAACCCCUGCGAUAGAUGUUGUCAUUGUGGACCAUCUCAACUCUAUUCACCAGUAGUUGCCUAACAUGUUAUUUGACUUCAGUUAACUCUGUUUCAUAUCUUAGUUUGUCUUACU